AUGAAAUUCUUCACUGUCCUGCUGUUUGCCAGCCUUGCCACAGCCUCUCUUGCUGUCCUGCCUGGGUCUGAAGAUGAACUCCACAUGAAGACUCAGCACACAUCUGCCAUUUCAGCUUCCCAGUCCAUUCCAACCAGCCACAACAGCAAGGAGAGUACUUCCAGUAAAGACUCUUCCAAGGACUCUUCCAUCUUCAGAGAACAGUUGGUUUCCAAAGAUAAUGUGGUGAUAGAAUGUACCAAAUCUAAGAGUCAAAAGGCCCAGGCUGGGCUCAACAGUGGGACAUCUCAGCUGGAAGAGACCACAGGAUCCACCACCUCAGCUGGUAUGAGCUAG
Peromyscus eremicus (cactus mouse) is the source of this 336-nucleotide messenger RNA. Its product is annotated as glycosylation-dependent cell adhesion molecule 1-like. Lineage: Eukaryota; Metazoa; Chordata; Mammalia; Rodentia; Cricetidae. The transcript is spliced from 3 exons. The coding region runs from base 1 to 336 and encodes 111 amino acids. The record is from RefSeq and is a predicted model, not a curated record.